AUGACUGAAACAGGAGGUAAAAUUUUAAGAGAAAAAUAUAUUAUUACAUUAAAAAAAAAUUCUGAAUAUUUACAGAAAAAUAUUAAUUUGUUGAACACUAAUAAUGCAUUAAAGAAUGAUAAGGAUGAUUUAAUAAAACAAAAUAAAGAAUUAAAAGAAAAAAUUGAAACAGAAUUAAAUAAAUUAAACAAAGAAGUAGAAAAAAAUAAAAAAACAAAUGAUGCUUUAAAAGUAUUGUUACAAGAACUGCAAGAUGAAAAUAGUUACUAUAAGAAUUAUGAAUUUAUUGAUAAAACAUUUGAUAAUCAUUUAGUUAAAUCAAUAUUCAUUAUACCAUAUAU
This is a messenger RNA of Scutellospora calospora, 341 nucleotides long. Lineage: Eukaryota; Fungi; Glomeromycota; Glomeromycetes; Diversisporales; Gigasporaceae. The record is from the annotation of a GenBank genome assembly.